Molecule: messenger RNA, 6931 nt
Organism: Corticium candelabrum
Lineage: Eukaryota; Metazoa; Porifera; Homoscleromorpha; Homosclerophorida; Plakinidae
Product: serine-protein kinase ATM-like
Exons: 45
Coding region: 11-6763 (2250 amino acids)
Biological process (GO): DNA repair
Molecular function (GO): protein serine/threonine kinase activity; protein binding
Source: RefSeq, a predicted model, not a curated record
UCAAAGCCAUAUGUUCAAAAUGAGUAGCAGUGGAGAAAAAGUAUUAUCAUGUGCUGAUAACUCUGACAAGUCAGAGUCUGCAGUGACUUCAGAAAUUCAUUCCGCCACUGAUCUGCCUGACAGUUUGAUGUCACCACUAAACCAUUCAAAGGGCUUUAAACUAAGACUUUUGGCAGUUAAACUUCUUACAAUGUUGUGGUGUUUAUGGAAUGAUGACAAUGGAGUUGGCAAUUGUGAAAUUGUUUAUAAAUUUGUUGGUCGUUUUCUCAACACAGAGGAUUUGGAUUUAUCGCAACUUUCUGAUGUGCAUUUGGUUGUCUCUGUUUGUGAAACUCUUUGCAGCUCAUCAGAAUUGCUGUCAUUAGAAAUGAUUAACUUAAUACUUGAAGCUCUAAGAUCCGUUUUAGCUCAACAGUACUUGGAUCAGCAGAUUGCUGUAAGUGUUCUUGACGUACUUGCAAAGCUCGCAAAACACUUUCAAUAUCCAGCUGAAGUACUCAAAGUGUCUAAUGUUGGAGACACUUGCAAUCGUGUACUGGAGGCUUUUUGUUCUUUACUAGCUGCUGGUAAACUAGCUUCUCAUACAAGAAUCUCAUUGGUUCGAGUUUUCAAGAAUUUUAUUAAGGUGGAUCACAAAGGACAGUGGACUUCAGUAUUACAAAAGAAGAAGUCAAGUGAAGAGUGCAAUGGCAUGAAAAUCACUCUUCAUGAGGUGUUGAUCGGUCUACUUGCUGACGAAAAUCAUGCUGUUCGUAUGGAAGCUUCAAAGAUAGAUGUGCUAUUCACAAGGGAGAAACGGGAACCUUGUUUCGUAUCUGUGGAGCCCCUUCAUCGGUCACUGCAAGAACGGAUGUUUUCGGCUGUGUGUGAAUCAGUGAAGACACUUUACUCUCCACCAGCUGAAGUGGACAUAGCACUGAAAGAAGAUGACACUCAGAACAGAACUGCUAGUGUGCUGUAUGCUUUUGUCAGGGUUGCUUUGUGCAGUCCUGUGUGUCGCAAAAUGGCCUUGUUUCAACUGUUUAACUAUAACCAGCUGGAUAGCAUAGAAAUAACAGAAAAGGCUCUUCGUUUGCUGUCUUCGUGUCUUGGCUACUCAACAAGCAAAGAGUUCCUUGAAGUUCAUCUUGAAUUUCUGCUCUACUCCUGGCUAGGAGCAAAACAGACUCUUUCUUCAUAUCCAUUUAAAUUUCAUGGUUUCUCGUGUCGAGCAGACUUUUUUCACUGUUAUGGUAAAAUUGCAAUUCCUUAUGCUCUUUUUUAUUUGGACAGUCAACAGCCUGAGUUAAUUGGUGGUGAUUUACAUUGUGAUUGGGUGGAGCUGGUGAAGACUAGUUUGUCACAUUGCAUGACAUUUAUUUUGCCAGCAGUUGCUAUGCAGCGAAGCAAUGCUGUAGAAACCACAAGCAAUGAAGAAAGAGAAGCAGUGAAGUUGGAACAGACAAGAUCAAGAAUGAUGUAUCACUUGUUACAAAAUAAGAUGGAUAUAUUGAAGAUACUGCGCAAUGAAAUUGACAGUUUUGUUGUAGAGCUGCUUCUUCGAAUGCAUGAACCAUGCAGUGGACACUCAGUUUAUGCUAAAUAUGCAAGUGUCAGUGAUCCAGAACCCAAUCCUCCAUAUUACACUUCUCAUUGUAUUAAGACAGUUCUUGACUAUUUGGUUGAAAGAUAUGAAGAGUUUGCAUCACUUGUUGACUUGUUGGCGUUUCGAAGAGAUACCAUUCAUUGUGUUUUGUUGUCACUAAAGUCUAUUCUUUUCAAAUCACAAAAUUAUUAUGAGAAGAAAAGAGUCUUGAUGGCCUAUGCUUUAUUUGUUGACUUGAUGGCUGCACAAAUACAUACUGGGCUUGGUGGAUCUCGUACAUACUUCUUUAGAGAUGUUGUUGGGACUGUUGUUGAGCUGCUGAAGCAUAUGCAUUCAAGCAAACAAAAGGAAACUAAUUGCUUAGCUGUAUGGGAAAAGUUCAUGUCACUGUGUUGUCAAAUAUUGUUCGUUGUUUGUACUGCAGCAUUGGGGAAUUGUUCUCAGGUCCUUGGAAGCCACCUUCACAUUAUUGUCAGCUGUUUGACUGAAAUUGCAGCAAGACAGCAACCAGCAGCACAAGAGGCAUUGGCUCUUCUUAAUGUUCUGAUUAAAAACAACUACUCUCGGUUGAAGAACUUUAUUGCUUCACUUGAUCCUUUCCCAGACUUGGAAUUGUUCAAUUCUCUUCAAAGAGUUUACCGACAGGCACAGCAGGAGAAAGGCUUGUUGACGCUUGAAAAGAAUGUUACAAGAUUUAUGUCAGUUGAUAGACACUGUCCUGCUGAAGCUCGUCUAGAAGGACUGCAGAGUCUGAAACUGCAGCUAAAAGAAAGCACAAAAGAAAUAGGACAGCUAAAUCCAACCACAGUUCGAAAACUGAUUUGUCAUUUGAUUUGGCUUGCCUCAUUCACUGUAAAGGUGACAAGUGAGCAGUCUUGCAUGGUUGUCUCAGAAGUUGCUGCUUGUCUUGGAGAAUUGGGAGCUAUAGAUAUUGGAUCAAUUUCUUUAUCAACACAAAUUGAUGAAGAAGAAAAUCAGCCAUAUCAUGAAGCUAUGCUGAGUUUCAGAAUUGUUUCAGCUGGAAUUCGACCUUGCAAGCUCUUACACAAGCUUAAUGCAUUGCUAACUGAUGACAGUGUUAGUGUAGCUACAGCUGCUGCAAGCUGUUUGAAAUCAAUUCUAGCAACUAAGUAUGGCAGUGAGUUUUUGGUGGAAUAUGAAGAACAUGGCAUUGAUGACUUACACGAGUAUUUGUAUCCAUUUAAAUGUGAACAAGAAGAGGAGCUGAAUAAUCCAGUAGUGACUUCAUGUGAGGAAGUGUUUGUAAGACAUGUUGAUCAAUCAGAUCUUUGGUGGCCUCCAGGAGCUAGUGGUCAGCGAACUCACAACCAGUGGGUUCAAGAUGUUACUGCUGCUUUCCUGCAGAGUAAUGGUGUGACAGAUCCUAUGCUUGUUUUGCUGCAACCAGCCUGCCAUGCUAAGGUCUCAUUUGCUGAAUUUCUUUUUCCUCAUCUAAUCCACAAUAUUCUCCAGUCAAAGAAUCCAGUCUACUGCAAUGUGUUGUCAUCUCAGAUACAAGGGUUUUUCUCAAGACUUCGAAGCUUGAAGGAAACAACAACUGACAAUGAUGUGUCACCGCAUUUAAUCACUACAGUUGCCAGGGAAUCAAUCAAACUACUACUCAACACAAUAAACUUUUUGAGAACGAAAGACAAGAAAGAGAAUAGUAAUUCAUGGGAGAACAACUUUUGGCUUGAAUUGAAUUAUUUGAGUUUGGCUGAAGCUGCUCAGAUGUGUUCAGCAUAUUUUAUGUCUUUGUUGUACUUGGAGAUAUGGCAGGAUGCAAAGAAAUCAUCUCGAAUAGCGUACUUUUCCACACCACAGUCGUCUCUCACUUCGCCUUUACUUGAUGUGGCAUCCAGUGCUGAAGGAUUGUUUCGUCAGGACAGUUUGCUGAUGGGUUCUCACCAUUCUGUUCUGCUUGAAGCAUAUUCAAAGAUUGGUGAGCCUGAUGCUCUUCAAGGUGCUGCUGUUGUUUGCAGUGAGGAUGCAAGUGCAAGACUUAAGAUUUAUGAGGAAGAGGGUCAAUGGACAAGAGCUCUAGGUUCGUAUGAUCUCCAGCUGCAAGAUUGUGCUUCUGGGUGCAAGGCGUCUGUUGUUGAGUCUUUGAAGCAUCUUGGUUUGAAUCACGUGGCGUUUACAUACAUGGAUGGUUUGUGGAAUACGGAUCCAAUUGAAGCUGCCAAGAUGUCAGAGCAUCAGUAUGAGAUGGCUUGGAGAAACUGUGUGUGGAACCUUGACAUAGAAUCUCGUUCUGUCUCUAGUAGCACAGGAUAUCAUCAUGCUGUUCAUUCGUGCCUCCAUGCCUUGAGCAACAGCGAGUUUGGUCCGUUUCAGUCAAGUCUUAACCAGGCACUAAAAAUUGUAAUAUCUGAUCUUGCUGCUGCAAGCUUGGAAAGCAUUCUAGGAAUUUACCCAAUGUUAGCAAGACUGCAGUGCCUUGUUGAAAUGAAAGAGAUAUGCAAUGUGAUGAAGAGAAAUAGCUCAUAUGAUGGUGUGUCAUCUCAAUGGCAACAUCGACUGCAACUCACUCAAGAUCAUUUCGUUCAUGUGGAACCAGUUCUGGCCUUACGGACAUCUCUGCUACAAAUAGCUGUUAACAGAUGUCAUCAAUUGGGUGCCAGCAGUGGGCAGAGUGAGUCACUGAUGACAAUUCUUGUCAACCACUUACAGUCUCAGGCAGAAGUAGCUAGCCAAGCAAGCUGUCAUCAAGUUUCUCAGCAAGCCUUGGCUAAAUUAAAGCUUCUUUGCAACCAGCUUUCAUCUGAAAGUACUGCACUUAAUUACCAGUGUCGCAUGAAGGAAGCCGAGCUGUUUUGGUUACGUGGAGAAGAGAAAGUUGCUCUUAGAGCAAUUGCCAGCCUCCACAAUGACCUAGAGAAGAUGCAGGGUGAUAACGAUGCUGUCAAUGCACUCUACCCAAAUGUCCUUCUUCUUCAUGGGAACUGGCUGGCUGAGUCUCAUUCAGAACGUCCAACAAUUGUUGUGGAUAAAUACUUGCAACCUGCUGCUAAUUUACUGAGUCAGCUAGAAGACAACAGUCAAACAGAGUCAUCACUUAUGAAAGCAUACUUCUCAUUGGCUCGGUAUGGUGAUCAACGUUAUCGUAAAAUUGCUGAUUACAUGCAGUCAAGUGACUUUGAAAUAAAGAAAGAGCUCAUGCAACAGCAAAAGGAAGAGUUUGAAAAUUUGCAACUUCAGAGAGGAACUGUAUCAUUGCCAGGAAGUCAGCAGUACUGGAAAAGGAGAAACAACACAUUGAGACGUCAGAUUGAGAUUGAUGAGAAUGAAAUUAAAAGCCUCCAUGAAGACAGCAAAUCCUUUGCUCUAAAGUCUUUGAAGAAUUAUUCUCUUUGCAUGCAAACAGGAGAUGACUAUGAUCUGCAUGUUUUUCGUUUCUGUUCUUUGUGGAUGGAGAACAGCCACCAGCAAGAUGUGUGUCAGCUUGUUCAGAAAGAGAUGAACAAGCUACAAUCUCGCAAGUUCAUUCCUCUUCUAUACCAGCUUGCUGCAAGGUUGACCUUCAAUCGGCAGACUAACAUCACUUCUGAAUUUCAAGCAACACUUUCAAUGUUGAUUAAGAGAAUGUGUUUGGAUCAUCCACACCACUGUGUGUUAGCUCUCAUGGCUCUCACACUUGCUGAUAAAGAUGCUGAGUACUCUAUGAGUUCUAACAUUCGCCCCAGUGCCAAGAGGCCACGACUAAUGAAAGAAAAGACUGACAGAGAUGAAUAUGUCAUUGAUGAAGAUAAAAUCAGAGCUGCAAAGGAGAUACUUGCCACUCUGAGGUCACAACGUGCCUCCCAGAUUCAAGAUAUGGAACAUCUUGCUCAUUUCUACAUCAGUUUGGCUUACCACAUAACUGAGAGUCAAAGGUUUACAAGAGGAGCUGUCAAGAAGGUACCAUCCCAUUUGCAGAAGAGAAUUUCAGGUCUAAAAGAAGUUGCUGUUCCAACUGUCGAACUCAUGGUUGAUCCUACUUGCCGAUAUGAUAACAUCAUUUGUGUAAACAACUUUGAGCCAAGCUUUACUGAAGCAGGUGGUGUGAACCAUCCUAAAAUUGUCACAUGCAUUGGAUCAGAUGGACGGCGUCGACGUCAACUUGUGAAGGGCAAAGAUGACUUACGACAAGAUGCUGUCAUGCAGCAAGUGUUUGCUCUCGUCAACAAACUCCUGCAGAAAAAAGCAGCCACAAGGAAGAGAAAACUUACAAUACGAACAUACAAAGUCAUUCCGCUGUCUCAGCGUUCUGGUGUGGUUGAAUGGUGUGAAGGAACAGUGCCACUUGGUAUUUACCUUGUUGGUGAAGGAACAGACAACUCAAAAGGAGCUCAUAGAAAAUAUGAACCAAAUGACUGGACCUCGCAUAAAUGCCGAAUAAAACUAUCUGAAGCAGCAAACAAGGACAGGGCAAUCAAGUUGAAGAGCUACAUGACUAUAACUGAACAUUUCCAUCCUGUGUUCCGGCACUUCUUCAGAGAGUCAUUUCCUGACCCUGCAAUUUGGUUUGAAAGACGUCUGGCAUAUACAAGGAGCCUUGCAGCAGCAUCAAUAGUUGGUUAUAUUGUUGGCCUGGGAGAUCGCCAUCCUCAGAACAUUCUCAUUGACAGGAAUACCGCAGAAGUAAUUCACAUAGACUUUGGUGUUGCAUUCGAACAAGGAAGAGCUCUUCCAACCCCAGAAACUGUGCCGUUUCGACUCACUCGAGAUUUGGUAGAUGGAAUGGGAGUGACUGGUGUAGAAGGAAUCUUUCGACGAGCAUGUGAAGAGACACUCAUUGUGAUGAGAGGCAAUGUAGAAGCAGUACUCACCAUCCUUGAGGUCCUUCUACACGAUCCAUUAUAUGACUGGUCAAUGAAUCCUGUAAAAGCAUUGAACCUGCAAGAGAAUAGUGAGUCGACUGAUGAUGCCAGCAUGGCUGCUUUAGCUGGAGAUAUUUCUCAUCCAUCCAGUGCUAGUGCAAAUGUUAGGACAGCCUCCGUGACAAGUGGGCAAGUCAGUAGUAAGACAAAUAACAAAAUGGCUGUACGAGUUUUGCUGAGGUUAAGGCAGAAGCUGGAGGGUGUGGAAAACAGUGUGCCAAUGAGUGUGGCUGGUCAGGUAAAUCACCUCAUACAAGAAGCAGUAGACCCAGAGAAUUUGUGUCGUGUUUACUCUGGCUGGCAGCCAUGGAUAUAGUUGUACAACACCAUGUGUAUCACUGUUUAGCUAACUAAUUUGCCAUUGAAUUAAAUUAGUCAGAAUAGCUGGUAAAUGUUGUCAAACUUUUCAGCCCAUGUUGAAACUUAAUUUACACGGUAAAAGGUAACAGUAAACAGUAAACGUCAGAAGCUGCCUUUUUCAAGG